Molecule: messenger RNA, 3047 nt
Organism: Psammomys obesus (fat sand rat)
Lineage: Eukaryota; Metazoa; Chordata; Mammalia; Rodentia; Muridae
Gene: Cdc23
Product: cell division cycle 23
Biological process (GO): cell division
Cellular component (GO): anaphase-promoting complex
Molecular function (GO): protein binding
Source: RefSeq, a predicted model, not a curated record
CAGGAAAAUGGCUGCGAGUUCUUCGGUAGUCUCGGUGGCAGCCGCCGCCGCGGCACCUCCGGGCGCGUCCGCCGGCGCGGAUUUCUCCGACUUGCGGGAAAUAAAAAAGCAGCUGCUGCUCAUCGCGGGCCUCACUCGGGAGCGGGGCCUUCUCCACAGCAGCAAAUGGUCCGCGGAGUUGGCCUUCUCCCUGCCCGCCUUGCCGCUGUCCGAGCUGCAGCCGCCGCCGCCCCUCACAGAGGAAGAUGCACAGGACGUGGACGCUUACACCCUGGCAAAGGCCUACUUUGAUGUUAAAGAGUAUGACCGGGCAGCGCAUUUCCUGCAGGGCUGCAAUAGCAAGAAAGCCUAUUUCCUGUACAUGUACUCCAGAUACCUGUCUGGAGAGAAAAAGAAGGAUGAUGAGACAGUUGAUAGCCUAGGACCCCUAGAAAAAGGACAGGUGAAAAAUGAGGCUCUCAGAGAACUGAGAGUUGAGCUCAGCAGGAAGCACCAAGCGCGGGGACUCGAUGGAUUUGGCCUUUACCUGUACGGGGUGGUGCUUCGGAAGCUGGACUUGGUGAAGGAGGCCAUUGACGUGUUUGUGGAGGCUGCUCAUGUUUUGCCUUUGCACUGGGGAGCCUGGUUGGAGCUUUGUAACCUGAUCACAGACAAAGAGAUGCUAAAGUUCCUGUCUUUGCCCGACACGUGGAUGAAGGAGUUCUUCUUGGCUCAUAUAUACACAGAACUGCAGCUGAUAGAGGAGGCCCUGCAGAAGUAUCAGCACCUCAUUGAUGUGGGCUUUUCCAAGAGCUCUUACAUUGUUUCCCAAAUCGCAGUUGCCUAUCACAAUAUCAGAGAUAUCGACAAAGCCCUUUCUAUUUUUAAUGAGCUGAGGAAACAAGAUCCUUACAGGAUUGAAAAUAUGGACACAUUCUCCAAUCUUCUUUAUGUCAGGAGCAUGAAGUCCGAGUUGAGUUAUCUGGCGCAUAACCUUUGUGAGAUUGAUAAAUACCGAGUGGAAACGUGUUGUGUGAUUGGCAAUUAUUACAGUUUGCGCUCCCAGCAUGAGAAAGCAGCCUUAUAUUUUCAGAGAGCUCUAAAAUUGAACCCUCGCUAUCUUGGGGCUUGGACACUAAUGGGGCAUGAGUACAUGGAAAUGAAAAACACAUCUGCUGCUAUUCAAGCUUACCGACAUGCCAUUGAGGUCAACAAGAGAGACUACAGAGCUUGGUACGGCCUUGGGCAGACCUAUGAAAUCUUGAAGAUGCCAUUUUAUUGCCUUUAUUAUUAUAGACGAGCCCACCAGCUUCGUCCCAAUGAUUCUCGUAUGCUGGUUGCCUUAGGAGAAUGUUAUGAGAAACUCAAUCAACUAGUGGAAGCCAAAAAGUGUUAUUGGAGGGCAUACGCAGUGGGAGAUGUGGAGAAAAUGGCUCUCGUGAAGCUGGCAAAGCUUCAUGAACAGUUGACUGAGUCAGAGCAGGCUGCCCAGUGUUACAUCAAAUACAUCCAAGAUAUCUAUUCCUGUGGGGAAACAGUGGAGCACUUAGAGGAGAGCACAGCCUUCCGCUAUCUGGCCCAGUACUAUUUUAAGUGCAAGCUGUGGGAUGAAGCUUCAACUUGUGCCCAAAAAUGUUGUGCAUUCAAUGAUACCCGGGAAGAAGGUAAGGCCUUGCUCCGCCAGAUCCUACAGCUUCGGAACCAGGGGGAGACGCCCACCACUGACACGCCGGGUACCUUUUUCCUCCCUGCCUCACUGUCUGCAAACAACACUCCUACACGCAGAGUUUCUCCACUCAACCUGUCUUCAAUCACACCGUAGUUGGCUCGUCAGCACAUUGCUAGACCAGUAUUAAACUUUACCUCCAGUAAAGAACAGCCACAUCUGUUCUCCAAGGACCUGAGUUCUUCUCAUUUUUAGACAGAAACAGCCUGGGAGAUAGCCUAUGGAACCACCUUGAGAGGCAGACAGAAAUAUGGCAAGGGACAGAUAAUGUCUUCUGCCAGCCAGCAAGUCUCCUUUCUAUUCAGAAUGGCAGGUCUUGGCCUUCCCAUAGUGUCUCCACACCUUGACCCCCACUUGACUUUACAGCACUAUACUAAGAAAGGGAAGGGAGUAAAAAUUACCAUGCUUCUGUUCCGGUAGUAGGGAGGUCAGCUUUGAACAAUAAUGGCUCUUUUAAGACAGGGUUUCUCUGUGUAGCCUAGGCUGGUGUCUCCCUGCCUCUGCCUCUCUAAUGAUAGGACUACAGGCAUGCCAUGAGGCCUGGCUAGAAUAACUUUUAUUUUGCUGAGUGUCCUCUAUUCUCAUAUCAGAGAUUAGGUUUUAAUAAGAGUGGAGCUAUCCAUAUGACCUUUGGGAGUUUUCAAAGGGAGUCUCCUAAAACCUUUCAAGUGGGGAUCUGAAUGAGCAUGAACUGUGGCUCAUAAACUGUUCCAUGAUGGAAACACAAGGAGACAAGAUCACAGAUAACUUCGUGGACAUUUAAAAGUAAUUUUUUUUUACUUCAGAUAUUAAGUUUUUAUGCUGGUAUCUUUUAGUAAAUGCUUGAUGUAAUCAUUUAUUUUGUUUUUAAUCUCUAAAAGAAUACUUGGUUUCCAACCUUACCUACAAGGUUGAGGGAAUCCUGUGUUCUUGUUGAGUUUUGAGUACCCUUUGAUGCUGUGAUGAGUUUGCAGAAGAUGCUAUAGAUCAUUCUGUUUAGGAUCUAGCCUUCCUCUUGUAUGUAGAACAUUUUUAUUCCCCUUUUAAAUGUAUGAAACAUUAGCUAAGUGUGGUGGCACACAUCUUUAAUCCUAAUAUUUUGGAGACAGAGGUGGCGGACAGAUAUUUUGAGGCUAGCCUAUAUACAGCAAGGUCCAGGCCAGACCUAAAACCUACAAACUUUAAAACAACCCAAAACAAGAAUACCCCUUGCCAUUGUAUUCAUCUGUAGUGUAUAUUAGGCUGGUUUCCAUUGCUGUUACUGUCUAAGGGUCCAGUGGAUUAGAUGGUAUUUAUAUCACUUUUCUGUGCCCCUUUUUAUAUUUUUCUAAGUUUGGAAUCCAAAUAAAAAGCAUAAACAGUA